Messenger RNA from Fusarium venenatum, 3282 nucleotides. RefSeq names its product mitochondrial protein Pet127-domain-containing protein. Gene Ontology annotation, cellular component: mitochondrion; mitochondrial envelope. Gene Ontology annotation, biological process: mitochondrial RNA 5'-end processing. The record is from RefSeq and is a predicted model, not a curated record. NCBI's taxonomy places the organism in Eukaryota, Fungi, Ascomycota, Sordariomycetes, Hypocreales, Nectriaceae.
AUGCUUCGAGUUCGGAGAGGAUUGGGCUCUCCAGCCGGCUUUGCAAGCAUUUGUCGACCGUAUGUACGAUACCCCCGGCAAUGUACACCCUUCCGAUCGUUUGCGACAGACCCCAGCCUAGACAAUGCCUCUGAACUCCCCACAGACUCCAAUUCUCACACUGAGAACAUUCCGAAACCUCUCGAUUCUACCUCGGACUCAUUACAGGAACGUGUGAGCAGAGCACACUUGAACGAGGCGCAGGAAGUGAAGGAACAAGUGGAAGCUGCCAGUAAUGACACCAACUUCAACGAGGCACUGGAUGUGGUCCGUAGAGUUUAUGGUGUCGAACAUAAAGAAAAGAAGGAGAGAAAAUCUAAGUCCCCGCCCCAGACUCAAGAAUCAGGCAAUGCAGAAGAAAUAAUCUACGAAGACAAUACGCUUGAGAUAGAUUCACCAGCGGGAACUCAACAAACUGCAGUAUGGACCUCUCUGCGCGAGAAACUACAACAGAAGAUAUCGCCGGGAUCCCUAUACACGUUUCGGUCCACACGUGACGAUUCCGCCGCAUUCGUCACCGAUCAGGAUGGCGCCUUUAUGUCCAGAAGCCUGGACACAGAGCAGGAUGCCGAACCGACGGAACAACAACUCUUGGACGAAUUAAAGAAACAGACUGGAAGCGUGAAGAAACGCAGUUCCAAGCUGAAAUCCGGAAUAAAGACACUCAUCCCCAAGACAAUGGUGCUUACACCAGUCGAAAAGACUAGGGCAAAAGAAGUUCCUUAUCUGGCCUACAAUCUGGAGAAGGUUCUGUUCAACUCUGGACCUUACCAGCUCCAGGAUAGGCGCACCCAGGUUUACAAUUUUGACCCUUAUUUGGGCACAAUCAUGCCAGUCGAAGAGUUUGAUUUCAACGCAUUGAAAGAAUAUGUGACUUCUUCCAAAGAUGAAACGUUGACAAAGCUGAGUGCGAAGCACGGCAAGAAAUACUGUGGUUCAACUUCAAGUAUGACAUCCAUGCUCGCACAAUUCCACUUCCUUCUGUCAGACUGGAGGAAACCAAACUUUGACCAGUUGUCAAAAUCCUUCAGAGUUGAAUUUGAGUCGUUCACCAUGCUGACCCGAGCACCGGUGGCUGCAUUCGCACGUUACAAGGACGGUGUGUAUGCUAUCGAUGCCGACAAGGAGUUUGAUACCGCGAAUAUCCUAAGUAUGCUGGGAAAAUCCAUGGAAAAGCUCCUGACUCUGCCAAAGGAACACUUUGAAAAGUAUAGGAGAUCUCGCUCCCACGAGCUGUCGGACGAAGAGAAAAAUGCCGACGAAGCCUUUCAUUACACAACCCUGGGCGAUUUCAUGAUGCGAUCGCAGCUUGAUGCUCGCGAUAAAAGACUCCCUGGCACUGGUGUCUUUGAUCUUAAAACACGCGCCGUUGUUACUAUCCGCAUGGACGUAGGCGAUUACGAAAAAGGCGUCGGCUAUGAGAUUGAUUCCCGGUUCGGCCAAUGGAAUUCAUUCGAGCGCGAAUACUAUGACAUGAUACGAGCGGCGUUUCUCAAGUACUCCUUGCAAGUAAGAAUGGGACGCAUGGACGGCAUCUUUGUUGCUUUCCAUAACACCGAACGGAUUUUUGGGUUUCAGUACAUCAGCCUUGAGGAGAUGGAUCAAGCUAUCCAUGGAACAAUGAAUCGCAAGGUCGGCGACGAGGAGUUUAAAGCAAGUAUCGGUCUCCUGAAUGAACUGUUAAACAGAGCUUCGAAGAAAUUCCCUAAGCAAUCGCUCCGACUCCAUGUUGAAACAAGACCAUUGGACCCCGCCGUAUUGUACUUUGUGGCUGAGCCUGUUAGUGAAGAGGAAAUGCAAAAGACUCAGGACAAGGGCAAAGCAGCUGUGGAACGAUUCGAAAAGCAAAUUCUUGGUAUAUCACGCGGCGACGGUCAGGACGGAGAGCCGAACCUAGGGGAGAAUAUUGCUUCCCUUGAAGAAGAGGAACGAAUCAUGAAGGGCAUUGCAAAUCCUGAACCCGUUGACGCCCCGGAAAGGCAGAAGUCCUGGGACGAGAUGAUGGCCAAGGUAGACCAGUUCGUGGAGAACGAUGCUGCCGGGCUGGCUAAUGUCAGAGAGGCCAUCGAGCAGGCUCUGGAACAGAGCGGCCUGCUCGCAGGGAAAUCAGAGGAGGAGAGGCAUACUUAUCUCAACGAACUUGUGGAGGCCUUAACCGAGGAUUUGGGGGAUGGCAAGGAAGGGGUUGAUGAACAAGAAGACGCUUUCAACAAUUCGGCUGUGGGUGAUCUACAGCAAGCCACAUUGUCUUCUCUUGAAGGCAGCGAGGGCUCCGCACAAAUCGAGUCAAGCUCUGAAACCGAAACUCUCCCGGGGCAGUUGGACGAGGCAUCUCAGGGCGCUAGUUUUGACUUUAACCUUGAAUCCCAGAAUGUUGAGUCUGUUGAUGAGACGGUUGCCAGUCGCGUCGAGGACAAUGAGAUUGUGGUGGAUGAUAUUGCUGGGGAAGAUGAUGCUUCUGCCCAGACAGUCGACGAAAGCGUUGAUGGAAGCGUCGAGCCAGCGACCGACAUUGUUUCGCAGGAUGCUUCUUCCCUCAAGGAUCUCAUCCUUAAGGUUGCUGAAGGUGUCGAGGUCAACAUGAGCAACUUGAGGACGUUUGAGCGAAUUCUGUCAGAGCUGGUACGAGAUCAGAAGCAGCUGAGCAACGAGAUAGACGAAGAUGACUUGGUUGGUAUCGAUAACAGCCCAGCAGCCACGGACGACUCCCCCGAAGCAAGCCAGUUACCCCCUGCAGGAGAAGCAACUUCUGACCGAAAGGCGCCUGGAAAGUCCGAAAAAGAAGUGCUAGGCAUGUACGUCACAGUCCGCAAUAAGGUCGACGGCCAGAUUGUGAAACGUGUCGAAUGCCGGAACUUUGGAGAGGUGCCCGACUGGUUGGUGGAGUACACAAUUACGGAGUUCCCAUCAGACCGGGCGCAAAAGAUCUUGACCCAGAUGAAGGGUCGCCGAAGAAAGGUGAUGGAUUUGGACCCCAGUAUGCGUACCAAGCAAUGGUUCAAGAUGUGGAAUGGACAAUUAGAGGAGCGUACUCGAGCUGGAAGGAAAUCCAGGCGUAUGCUCACAGAGAGAGAGGAGCAACGAGGGAUUAAAGUUGCGUGGAACGACAAGGCAAAGAAGUCUGACAAGAAGACCACCGAGCCCAGGAAGAAGGCUGCGCCCAAGAAGAAAGCCGAGCCUAAGAAGAAAGCCGCGUCCAAGAAAACGAAAUCAUCAAAAAAAGAUGAAAGCGGGACGGAUUGA